AUGGCUAAAGAAGAAGCUAUUUUCCGUUCAGCGGAAAUGACUUAUGUGCAAUUGUAUGUACCUUUAGAGAUAUCUCGUGAAGUUGUUUGUCUCUUAGGUAAUUUAGGUUUAUUAAUGUUUAGAGAUUUAAACAGUGAUACAAAUGAAUUCCAACGUACUUAUGUGGAACAAUUAAGGCGAUGUGAUGAUACACAACGGUUAUUAACAUUCUUAACUGAAACAAUGGAUAAACAUGCAAAUGUUUAUUGGCAUACUUAUACAGAUUCUGGACAAGAAACUUUAUUGAAAAAUAUGGAAGUUAAGGAUUUGAAUUCAAUAAAUGAUUUAACAAAAGAAAUCGAAUUGGUUGAAUCGAGAGUAAGAAGAUUAGAUGAAUCAUUAAAAGAUAUUCAAUUAAAAUUAGAUAAUUUAUUAGAGACAAGAUAUGUUGUAUUUAAAGCUGAAAGAUUUUUACAAAUCAAUCCGGGUAUCAUUGGUAGAGUCUCUAGAGAAUAUAGAGAACAACAACAUAAUUCAAUCGUUGAUGAAGAAGAAACUUUUCUUGAUAAUGAUAAUUUCUCUUUCACUAUUGAUUCAGAUGAAGACGCAGAUGAACAAAUAAAUAAUGACGAUAACCAUGAUGUAUUACUAGGUAAUGGAUUACAAGAACAAUUUAUGGUAGUUGGUGCAGUAAAUAGAGAGAAAGUGGAUGUUUUAAAUAAAUUAUUAUGGAGAAUGUUACGUGGUAAUCUCUUUUUUCAAAAUAUCCCAAUUGAACAACCUUUAUUAGAUUCUGAUGGUUUAACACGCAUUGAAAAAGAUUGUGUAGUAGUUUUCACACAUGGUAAAAUAUUAAUUAAUAAAGUUAAACGUGUUAUGGAAUCCCUAGGGGCUCAUAUUAUUCCAUUAGAUAAAGAAAAUUUUCCAAAAUUAGAUACAUUGAAUGAUGAAAUCGAUGAUUUACAACAAAUUUCUCAAUCAACUGAACAAGCAUUACAUACAGAAUUAUUAGUCGUUCAUGAUCAGAUCCUUAAUUGGAACGUUGCAUUUAAGAGAGAAAAAUAUAUUUAUGCAACUUUAAAUUUAUUUAGACCAGAGACACAUGGUUUAGUUGCAGAAGCCUGGUUACCAAGUAAUGAAAUUACAGAUUUAACAAGAUCUUUAAAAGAUUUUGUUGAAUCAAUAGGUUCAGAAUACAGUGCAGUGGUAACAGUUAUACAUACAAAUAAACAACCUCCAACUUAUCAUAGAACAAAUAAAUUUACUGAUUCGUUUCAAUCAAUUGUUGAUGCAUAUGGGAUUGCUACAUAUCAAGAAGUUAAUCCCGGUUUGGCUACAAUUGUUACUUUCCCAUUUAUGUUUGCUAUUAUGUUUGGUGAUUUAGGUCAUGGAUUAAUUCUUUUCUUAAUUGCUUUAGUAUUAAUUUUAAAUGAAAGAAAAUUUGGUUCAAUGAAUAGAGAUGAAAUUUUUGAUAUGGCUUUCACUGGAAGAUAUGUCUUAGUAUUGAUGGGUGCAUUUUCAAUGUAUACAGGUUUAAUGUAUAAUGAUAUGUUUUCAAAACCAUUAACUUUAUUCAAAUCUGGUUGGGAAUGGCCAAGUAGUUUUAAACAAGGUUCUAAUAUCUCAGCAAAACAAAUUGGUGUUUAUCCAUUCGGACUUGAUUCAGGAUGGCAUAGUACAGAAAAUUCUCUACUCUUUUCAAAUUCUUAUAAGAUGAAAUUAUCAAUCUUAAUGGGAUUCAUUCAUAUGACAUAUUCCUUCAUGUUUUCAUAUAUCAAUUUUAAAAGAAGAAAUUCUAGUGUUGAUAUCAUAGGUAAUUUUAUCCCAGGUUUAAUCUUUAUGCAAUCUAUAUUUGGUUAUUUAUCAUGGGCUAUUGUAUUUAAAUGGUCAAAGGAUUGGAUUAAAGAUAAUAAACCUGCUCCUGGUUUAUUAAAUAUGUUAAUUAAUAUGUUUUUGGCUCCUGGGAAGAUAGAUGAACCACUUUAUAAAGGGCAAGCAUUCCUUCAACAAGUAUUAUUAUUGGCAGCACUUGUUUGUGUCCCAUGGUUAUUAUUGUACAAACCAUUGACUUUAAGAAGACUUAAUAGAAGUGCAAAGAUGAGAGGUUACGAUAGUAUCCAAGAUCAAGAAACUAGUCGUGAAUUGAUGGAAACUGAGCAACAAUUGCAUAACCCUGAUGAUAAUGAUAUGGUAGUGACAGAUUUUGAUCUUCAACAAGAUAAUGAUGAUUCUGAUCAACAUGGUCCUAAUGCAGAAUUUAAUUUUGGUGAUAUUAUGAUCCAUCAAGUGAUUCAUACCAUUGAAUUUUGUUUGAAUUGUAUUUCUCACACUGCAUCAUAUUUAAGAUUAUGGGCUUUAUCAUUAGCUCAUGCUCAAUUAUCUUCUGUGCUAUGGGAUAUGACUAUUCAAAAUUCAUUCAGUUCAGAGAAUUCAGGUUCACCAUUGGCUGUAUUUAAAGUAUUCUUCUUAUUUGCCAUGUGGUUUGUCCUAACUGUCUGUGUAUUGGUUCUGAUGGAAGGUACAUCAGCCAUGUUGCAUGCUUUACGUUUACACUGGGUCGAAGCAAUGUCAAAAUUCUUUGAAGGUGAGGGGUAUGCAUACGUUCCAUUCUCCUUUAGUAGUAUGAUUGAAUCCUGA
Messenger RNA from Maudiozyma saulgeensis, 2616 nucleotides. Lineage: Eukaryota; Fungi; Ascomycota; Saccharomycetes; Saccharomycetales; Saccharomycetaceae. The record is from the annotation of a GenBank genome assembly.